ACCUUGGCUUGCUUCCUUCAUCAGCCUUUCCGAGUUUCACCGAUGUUUCCAGCACCACCUUCUGCCAUGACAGCUCCCAAAGGAAGUCGAACCCAGAAGAUGAAGCUGCCCAUUUUUACACGAAAGGGGACCCUGGAGGUACCCUCCCCCACAGAGGAGGACUGGUCUAAGGAUGAUGAAGAGGAUUACAUCUUCAAGGGUCCAUAUCAAGAGCUGGAUUCCUUACCUCAGCCUUAUCGAAUGAUCAACAAGCUGGUGAACUAUCUGUUUGACUGUUCAUGGGAAAUUAUUGAGGAGAGGGACAAAUCGAGGAAAGCUGAGCUCAGCCGGAUCCAGCCCACCAUCUACCCUCCACUGAUGGAGAGCAAGCUCAGCAAAAUGCCACACUGCAUGGCUCUUUCCCAAGACUAUGUGUUUAUUGGAGGAACCAAAGGAUUCUCCAUCUACAGUCUGUACAAUGCUAAACGAGUCUAUGCUUGGGAGAAACUUAAGGUUGAUGUCACGUCCAUCUGGGCCACAGAUCUGGGAAGUGAAAUACUCAUUGCUCCUGUGGAUGAAAUGGGUAUCAUUAGACUGUUUUAUUUUUAUAAGGAUGGUCUUUAUCUCAUCAAAGCCAUCAAUGAAGUGGAUGAUACCAGCAAGCAGACCACCUGUGUAAAGAUGGAGGUUUCCGAAGGAGGGGACUUUGCAGCCUUCCUCCUCCAAGGAGCCGGAGAUAUUUGGCUGGACGUGUAUAAAUUGCCUAAGGAGUCUUGGCUCAAGGAAGUGGAGCACCCCCAAUUCGCCUUGAAUCCAAAGAAAAGAGUCAGACAGCUGCAACUGAACACUCUUGAUCCCAUGACUGCAGACAAUUUAGAAAUGGAUAUAAACAUUUGUUUUAGAGGCGAUUUUAAGCUGAGUCUUCCAGUUUACAUAAUGAAGAUCAAACCACCCAAACCAGUUGCAGGUACUGCAUUUAAAACUCCCCUGGAGGUCUUUGCCAAGAUAGAGGACUGCUGCGGGCUGGGCUCCGGGCAGAAUCACUUCAUCAAGGAGAGUCAGUGGGAUCAGCAGGCAGCGAUCUUCAAGGCCACCUACCAGAAGUACCUGGAUGGGGAGAGGGAGGAGGAGCCGCUCAGAAUGGCCACAUUCCACUUCCUCUUUCCUAGCUGCCUAAUUGCAAUGCCAGCAGAAGUCAAGAAUCCCCCAGGGGUGGCCUGUGUCCUUGGUGUGCACUGGACUGGAAGUCACAACUUCUUCCUCUAUUCACUUAACCGAACGCUCAAGGAUAAAUUUGACCCCGAGAGUGUGUGGCCCUGUGCUGCACCCAUUGUGGUGUCUCAGCUCAGCCACUGCUGCUCCUACCUGGUGCUGGCCUGUGAGGAUGGUGUGCUCACGCUGUGGGACCUGGACGAAGGACUCUCUCUUGGAGUCAUCGCUCUUCCUGAAAAAUGUAUCUGCCAAAGCGUUCACUUCCUGAAAUACUUCUUGGUGCACAAGGGACGGAACAUGUAUCCUGAGGGUCCCGUGAAAUCCCAAGUGAAAUGUGUGGUUCUGUGCACAGAUGCUUCUCUCCAUCUGGUGGCAGCCUCGGGGACUCAAGGACCCACCCUCAGCGUGCUGGUGGAGAGGCCUGUGAAGCACCUGGAUGAAGCCAUCUGUGCAGUGGCCCCGGUUCAAGCCUUCCCUGGCAUGGUGCUGGUCUUUUCCAGCAAUGGCUCCGUGCAACUCAUGGAUGUGGCCAAGCCCCAGACUGUCUGCGCCUUCGCUCCUCCCAGGUCCUACCUGCUGGCAGUCCCCUGGAAGCCAGUGUUUGUCGUGUCUUUACACCACCCGUGUUUCCUGCUCCGAGGAGACCAUCCAGACGAAAUUGGAUCUGCCAGCAAAGCCGACGAUAUUCCAACUUCUGUUUUCUACUUUAAUUUCGAGGCCUACCCACUCCUGGAAAACAUCUCAAGAAAUUGCACCAUUUCUCAGACUGACAUGUUGGAUGACAUGGCCUUCCCCCAGGUGUUGCCCUUGGAGAAAAGAUGUGAGAUUUUCUUCCAGAAAAGGCUUAAGAAGCUGGCGAAUAACAAGGUGAAAGAGCAGGAGCACUGGACCCGGCUCCGGAGGUAUUCCUUGCUUCUCCAAAGAGAGAACCUCAAGAAGUGACUGCGCUUCUGUCCUCUGAAAAGGCUGGCAGCAGGCGGAUCCUUGUCCUGGGACACCCUGAGGCCCAGAGACGUGGUCACAAAGGGCUUCAGCUCAGGAGGCCAAAGGGCCCAGACUUGCAGUCUGACCUCUGCAGAGCCUGCAAGGGGACAGGCACAAUCCGGGGGCCUUCAACCACUAAGCUGCUUGUCAGAGCCCUCGGGUGGGUAGAUGUAUCACCUAAAUAAACAGUGACGAUGUUUCCAGAC
Phacochoerus africanus (Common warthog) is the source of this 2381-nucleotide messenger RNA. It is a transcript of the gene WDR93, whose product is annotated as WD repeat domain 93. Lineage: Eukaryota; Metazoa; Chordata; Mammalia; Artiodactyla; Suidae. Gene Ontology annotation, molecular function: protein binding. The coding region runs from base 43 to 2133 and encodes 696 amino acids. The transcript is spliced from 16 exons. Gene Ontology annotation, biological process: electron transport chain. The record is from RefSeq and is a predicted model, not a curated record.